AGUCCUCUAUAGAAGAACAUGGCCGCAGCCUUCAUCCUUUCUCUAUCGUUGCCAAAUACUUGAAUAUUAGUUGUAGCUUUUGCAACGACAUAGCAACAGCUGACUGUAGAAUCUCACUACAUGCAGGCUUAAGGAAACGAGGCGGUGAAUAUCUUAACGGCUGGAUGUGAGAUGCUCAUCGAUCACUCAAAAAUGAGACACAGACCUAAAACCUGGGGCAACAAGCACAAUGCUGCGCCCAAGCUGGAUCUGUGGCUCCAUCGUAGAUUAUGAGAAGGCAGCAGAGGGAAGGAGCAGGUGUGGUCUGGAAAUGAGGAGGAAAGAAACGUAAACGAGGAUUCGACGGACAAACGCUGCGCUAAAAGAGGACAGGAGAGGAAGAGCAGAAGAAAUCCAGCAGUUUCAUAUCUGGUGAUUGCAAUGAUGGCAGCUAAGUCGGAUGGAGUCUUGAAAUUAAAGAGGAUCGAUGUGGCCUUCACGCCGCUGCAGAACUCCGAGCACUCCGGCUCGGUGCAGGGGCUGCACCUGGGACAGCAGACCGACUCAGCAUGCACCCUGGACGUGGAUUUUCCGAACGGGGAAUCUCAGUGCUGCGGUCGCGGAGGCACCAGCUCGCCUUGCUUCCGGCUCAGGAGAGAGCAGCAGAAGUACGUGGUGUGGGACUGCUUGUGGAUUGUUGCCGCAGUGUCUGUUUAUCUGGCUGAUGUGGGAACCGACGUGUGGCUGUCAGUCGAUUACUAUCUUCGCGAGGACUAUUGGUGGUUCGGCUUGACGCUGUUUUUUGUGGUGUUGGGUUCGUUUUCGGUCCAGCUGUUCAGUUUUCGGUGGUUCGUCGCAGACUUCAGUUCAGAGGACAGCGUUGAAUCAGCCGGUUGCCCCCAGCUGGACGGCAGUAAGCUGCUGCUGAGCGGCUCGGCCUCUCAGGGCGACGUUCCCGUGCAGCAGCAGCAGCAGACCACACCACAGAGGCAGAUGUCAACUGCCAGCAAGAACACUGCGACUAACAGCACCGGCAGCACGGCGAUGGGCAGGAGAGGCACGAAACGGCCGCCCUAUUACUCAGUGUGUGUGUGGUUAUGCCAGUCUGUGAUACACAUUCUCCAGCUGGGUCAGAUAUGGAGGUAUUUCCGUACCAUGUAUUUGGGAAUACGGAGUCGUCAGAGCUCGAAGUCAGAACAUUGGCGAUACUACUGGAAGAUGGUGUAUGAGUUUGCUGAUGUGAGCAUGUUGCAUUUACUGGCCACCUUUCUGGAGAGUGCACCUCAGCUGGUGUUGCAGCUGUGCAUCAUCAUACAAACACACAAUCUGCAGGCUGUUCAAGGGAUGACAGCAGCAGCCUCACUUGUCUCUCUUGCAUGGGCUUUAGCCUCCUACCAAAAGGCUUUACGAGAGUCCAGGGACGACAAAAAGCCCAUUGGCUACCUUGCAGUUAUGAUACAGUUCUGCUGGCACUUCUUCACUAUUGCAGCCAGGGUCAUCACAUUUGCCCUCUUUGCCUCUGUUUUUCAACUCUAUUUUGGCAUCUUCAUUGUCCUGCACUGGUGCAUCAUGACUUUCUGGAUUGUCCACUGUGAGACAGACUUCUGCAUCAGCAAAUGGGAGGAGAUUGUGUUUGAUAUGGUGGUGGGCAUAAUAUAUAUCUUUUCCUGGUUCAACGUCAAAGAGGGAUGUACAAGGUAUCGGCUGUCAAUCUAUUAUCUAGUGAUCCUGGUGGAGAAUGCCACUCUCAGUGCAUUGUGGUAUCUUUACAGAACACCUAAAACCACUGACGCCUUUGCAGUCCCAGCACUCUGUGUCAUUUUCAGCAGUUUCCUCACUGGUCUGGUUUUCAUGCUCAUGUACUAUGCUUUUUUCCAUCCCAAUGGUGCUCGCUUUGGACGCUCUGCUAGCUGCCAAGGGCUUGAUAUGGACCCAACAGCUCAGUUCUCCACACUACCUUCAGAUGGUGGAACCAACUCACUGCGUUCCAACCGAGGAGCCACUGGAACUUUGGAGCGUGACACUGGAAAGUAUUCGGAACGGGAUAGCUGUAUCCCAGUGUUUCAGGUUCGACACCCAGUGCCAUCCACUCCUUCAUCGCGUGCUCCACGCCUAGACGAGACUGUUAUCAAACUUGACCUUUGUAGGAAUCAAUACCCAGCCUGGGAACGUCACGUUCUUGACCGCAGUAUACGAAAAGUCAUCUUGGCUAUGGACUGUUCCAUGACUCCUCCUCGACUGAUGUACAAGGACGAUGCCAUGGUGCAUGAGCGACUGGAAUAUGAGACUACGUUGUAGUUUACCUGCUAUGAUAGUAGCAGUGCAGCAUCAUGUUCUAUAAACAGUUGGAGGAUUUGUGGAUAUAUUUAGUCUAUUUUUUCACACCCCGUAUUUUUAGUCGCUCCAGGAAUAUCGCAGCGUCUUCAAACUAAUUCAUGUAGUUGCCACUCUUAUAUAGUUACUUUCAUUCACCAGAGGAUUUUUUCCUGAUUUAAAACAAGAGAAUAAAUUGAUACUUUGUUUGAAUUAAACAAACUCCUGCCAAAAACUGAGAUAAUGUACACCAUUAUACAAAUUAUACAUUAUAUUCAGUAAAACAUGAACAGUUCCAAAAUGAUUAUGCAGAUUUUAACCUCAAAACACUUACAUGUUGGUCAAUGGGUAAUGAGGACACCAGUGUCCUUGUUCUAGUCAAUGCUUUUUUUUAAAUGACUUUAAGUGUUUAAAUGUAAAGUGUAGAAUGGAUUAUAAACACCCUGUUUUUUGGUAGUGCCACGAGGUUCCUGGAACUCAUGUUUUAGUAGUUAUUCAAAGCACAACUCUUAACUUGGCAAGGAUUAGUAUGUUUAUUUGUGUCUCUAAAUAUUAUUCUCCACACUAUAUGUGUGGAGAAUACUUCUAUUCUCCACACAAAUAGUGAAUUGUAGAAAGCCAGCUGUCAAAGUAGCAUUUAUGUCCAAUCAUUUAUUUAUUGAUGAAAUGAACCAAGUAUGUCUGAAUGAAGCAGAAAGAAACAAACCAAAAGGAUGAAAUAUAAAGAGGAAUCAGCAAGUUGUUUUUCUACCACAGCAGCCACACAGAAUCCUUACACAUCUGUGGUGGUGACCAAGGAAAAUGUGUAGAAUGGACAGAUGAUGGGAGAAGAACAUGUCAUGAAAAGGGGAGCAAGAAGGAGAAGAAGAGAAAAUGUUGGAAGGCUGCUACAUUUGUCAGAAUAAACACAAGGAUUUGUAGUUCUCAGCUGCAAUAUGAAGCAUCGUUUUAAUUCAAAGAAAAGGUACUGUAAAAACUACCAAAGUCAUUGUAAUUUAUUUGGCCUUUAAUUGAAGUGUUUUUAUUUUCAAAACUGAGUCUGUGUGUGUGUGUGUGUGUGUGUGUGUGUGUGUGUGUGUGUGUGUGUGUGUGUGUGUGUGUGUGUGUGUGUGUGUGUGUGUGUGAGUGAGUAGCUCUGGUGGUCGAGUUCCUACAUGCCUGAAUUUGCUCUUUGCUGUCAUUAGUGAUCCGUGAGGGGGGGGGGGGGGUGGAAUAUGAUGGUAUAUUUACAGCACCUUCAUUUGUCACACUCAGAAACUCAUUACAAUGAUUGUUGAGAGCGGGAUGAUAUGAAGUUUAUUGUGCAGUUCGACCGUAAAGCUACACUUACACUGGACUCCAGGCAUCUCUCAGUCAUUUUAAGGACACUGAUUGGUCCCCCAAAACGAUGAAAACCCAGAUAUUAUUAUCAAUCAAUAAAAUCCCCACAGUCCAAACUUGAAAAUUGGACGUUAUGCCGCUAACACUUAGCUUUCAUCAACAACUCAGAGCUCUGCGCAAUUCAAAUAAUGUCCCAGUCGACGUGUGCUAAAUAAUAAAACAUAAUUUAAUGAAGCUUCGGGGAGGUCAAAUGUCUUCAAGGAAUUUUAAUAAUCAUUCCAGGAAUCAUUUCAGCCAUACUGUCAACACAAAUUGAAAAGACUGAGGAAGUUCAGUCUAUAAAAUCUAUCAAUGUUUAUCACAAACUUUCACUGAAAUGCAAACAAGUAACUUCUCAUGCAAAAACAGACUAUUAGCUUAAGUAGCAACUACCUUCAGUUUGAGAUACGCUUCCAACACAAAAUGAGUGAAGUUAAAAAUGAAUACUCUAUAUGUUAACCUGAGUCAUUCUGAUUUGAAAAAAUCUACAUAGUACUGUGAAUGAUGUUUAUAGUAUUGAAGUAUCUAUUUUUUAUUCAAAUGAAAAGUAGAAAGAACUUCUGUAGUUUGCUUAAUAAUGGGCCUGAUUACUGACUAAUAAAAAAAAUUGCUUUUCACAUCUAAAAUAUUAACUUACCAACAAAAAAAGUCAGUUUAUUUUUUAAAUAAAAUUUUAUUUCUUGUGUUAGAUUAAUUCAACAUUUUUACAUUUUUAACAGUAAAAAUAUAGUUACCUUCUUCAAAUAAUGGCCCAAGUCAUUUUUGCCAAAAUAUAAAAAUAUGGUUUAGGCAAAAAAAAAAAAAAAAAAAAUCACUACCUGGUUUUGCCAAAAUACAAUUUAGGCAAAAAAAAAACAACAACAAAAAAAAACACUUGUUUUGUGUAACUGCUGUUCACACUCAAAACAGUUGAUUAAGCAAAAAAUGCUUUUGGUAAAAAAAUUACUUCAAAUAAAACUUUAGGAAGUUGAUAAAACAUUAAAUUAUAGUGUAAUCCAACAAAUGAAACAAUCAAGUUAAGGUGUUUGAUGAAUUUGCAAGGCAUAUUAAAUUGUUUAUUUUUCUAGUUUGUUCCAAAAACCUUAAGGUAUAACAGAAGUCAUGCAUCUGAUGUCACUGUCUGCAUUUCAUACUGAUGUUAUGCUCAUAAAGUACAAUACUGAGUGAUGCAAAUACGUUUGAUAAUAAUAACUGCAUAAAAACAUCUUAAAAACAAAAUAAAUGGGGCAAUGUUCUGUGCAAAGAUUCAGCAAAUAUUUUGAAGUUUUAAAAGUAAGGAGUGCAAAACAUGUUUUUUCAAACGAGUUUAAUGACUGCCUGCAGCUGUAGCCAUUUUAUUCUAAAAAUAUUCAAACUUUUUUAUUAUUAUUAUUCUAGAUGACUACCGAUGAUCUUGAGUUUCUGUGUGGGAAAUGAAGGAACAGAAGAAUCAACAUGCUGUGUAAAUACUUUGCAAAUUAAUUAAAACAAUUUUUAUCUGAGAUCUUUGGUAAUAACCCUAUGAGAUGAGUUUUGUGGGAACAGACAAACAUAUGCAUGAGUUUGUCUGCUCUAUUCAAACUUAAAAUCAACAAUUUUGGAGGGUUGCUUGAAUUGGUAUCUCAAAAUAUGAACAUUCUAAAAAUACUUUAACUUUACUGGUUAAAAUCUUUCAGGAAAGCUUUGAUGGGUGCCUUACGUUUUUCCAUCAAGAUGCAGAAAGUGGCACCUUUCCUUGAAUUUAAUAUUAUAGAUUGACUGGUUUUAUCAUACAAUUGAAUAAAAUACUGCAAUCAGUAUGUUUUUGAGAAAUGUGUUUCCAAAUGAAAAUACAGAGCUCUUGUUGUGUGACCAACAGAUUAGGACACGGCACAAAAAAUGUUGGGAAAAAAUACCAAGAAAAAAAAAUGAAAGUAGUUUCAAAUAAAUUAACAGGCAUGCUUUCCUGUAAUACAUCAAAUGAAAUGAUUUUGAAUAUAGGUUUUCUCUCCAGGAUCUGCAACAGUGAAUUUGUAUUAGAAAACAAUUUAUCAGAAUUUUUUAGGCUGACUUUGUCUAUGCAGGAGGGUUUGAUUUCAUUUUCAGAAUUUUCUUCACCAGAAUACAGAAUAUCAUGCACUUCAGUUCAGUUGCUUCCAUGGAGUCACUGACUGCAGCAGCUCCCUCUCCUGGAGAAGUGCAGUCAGUGAAUUUUAUUUUUAUUUUGAUCGGGUGUCUCACAUUUCUGAACAGGUAUUAAAGGCAGCAAACCCAUUUUUUACAAAAGCCAAUGUAUAGCAGGAAGCAGUACUAGAGUUCAUUUGAGGAAUUAUGAGAACCAGAAAAAUAUUGCAUAAACUGAUUUUUUAUAUAUGUAUGUAUUUUAGAAUGGGGCUAAUGGAUCAGAGAAUUCACAGUUCUAACACACUAUGUGUGUUGUGUAUUUGGAUUUGUGUUUUUAUGAGUGUCAUUUUGUGCCACUCUGAUGAGCUGUUGGAUCAGGUGAAAUGUUUUUUUCAGCAGUUCUGUCUUCAAGUCUUUUCUUCAGCUGUCAAUAAAUCUUUAUAUUUUAGUGCUCUUUAUUGUCACUGACUUUAAAAAGUGUAUAUGUCUCAUGUUUUAAUUAUGGAUCACCUUAACCUUGAUGAGGUCUCAGUAUAGAAGAGCAUUUAAAAGUAAAAACAAACAGGGUGUUCACCUUUGUUCAUUGAUGGUCCUUGUUAAAACAAGAUUCAAUAUAAUAAAAUAACAGAAAGAAAUAUUUAAACAUCAGGCUCGUUUACAUUAAGUACUCAAACUUUUCAAAGCAAGCUGCUGUUUAACUGUACCUUCUGCAGGACAAUGUGGGAACAGCAGUUAUUUAUUGUUCACAAACAAAUCAAUUUGUUGAGAAAUCUAAACUCUAGAUUAAUGAAAUGUUGUUUCCUAGCAUCCACUAUUUCUCUUUAAUAUUUAUUGUGAAAAUCAGCAGGAGAUAUGGAUCUCGACUGAAUCCAUAUCUCUGAAAGUUGAACUUUUAAUCAACUCAAGACAGUUGAUUAAGCAUAGACAAAGUUGGCAUUAUUGAGAGGAUUCUAUUCAAACUUGUACAGUCUUUGUUUUAUACAGAUGUCUGUUUUAAGAGUUACUUGAAGUUGGGUGUGGAGGGUGUUCCCUUCCAUUGAAAUACUUGCCUGUAAAUACAUGUAAGCAAACUGUAAAUGCUUCAAAAAAUAAAACAUUCCUCUCUUCUUGAGUUCAGACUGUGAACGAUGUCUAGAGGUUUUAUGCCACCAUGUUUUCUGUAACUAUGACGAUAUAUUAAGGACAAAAAAUAUAUACAUGUAACGUAUGUGGUGACAAAAAAAAGUUGUUCAGAGAAAAAAGAAAAAAAAAUUCCUCAUGGUUGAAGGCUCUGUGAGUAAAGUCAAAAGUGCUACAACAUUCAAUAAAAGUACAAAAGCUCACUUUUGAUUAUUCUUAUUUUUGUAAAAUGUGAUUUGAAUUUAAUUAGACACUAAUAGUCUAAUUAAUAAAGUUCACUGUGGUAA
Poeciliopsis prolifica (blackstripe livebearer) is the source of this 7139-nucleotide messenger RNA. It is a transcript of the gene xkr4, whose product is annotated as XK related 4. The transcript is spliced from 4 exons. Gene Ontology annotation, cellular component: plasma membrane. Lineage: Eukaryota; Metazoa; Chordata; Actinopteri; Cyprinodontiformes; Poeciliidae. The record is from RefSeq and is a predicted model, not a curated record. The coding region runs from base 421 to 2277 and encodes 618 amino acids. Gene Ontology annotation, biological process: engulfment of apoptotic cell; phosphatidylserine exposure on apoptotic cell surface; apoptotic process involved in development.